Molecule: messenger RNA, 1086 nt
Organism: Tribolium madens (black flour beetle)
Lineage: Eukaryota; Metazoa; Arthropoda; Insecta; Coleoptera; Tenebrionidae
Product: protein ABHD11
Exons: 4
Coding region: 136-1032 (298 amino acids)
Cellular component (GO): mitochondrion
Molecular function (GO): catalytic activity
Source: RefSeq, a predicted model, not a curated record
CCCGAAUUUGGCUAUAGAGUGACGUCUCUAACUUUUUUUUGUUUUGCAAAACUACAUAUGUAGUAACAAAAAAAUUGUGUUGGCAACAAAUCAAAAUUCAAAAUGUCACUCGCCUAACCUAAAACCUGCCACAAAAUGCGAAUUCUGCGGCCUUUUUGCGGUUUGAAACCCCUCUCGGGGGUUCAGAGCCGUCAAUUAUCGACCAUCCAGCCGGUGAAGCUCGCCUAUGCCUCGUAUGAAAGUACAAACUCCCCCAGUGAGCACGACCCAGCCCCCCUGAUAGUCAACCACGGCCUUUUCGGCUCCAAGUCCAACUGGAACAGUUUGUGUAAAGUGUACCACAACAAAACCGCCCGGAAAGUGAUCGCUGUUGAUGCACGCAAUCACGGCGAUAGCCCCCAUACCGAGCAACACACGUACGAGCACCUAGCGCUCGACUUGAAGGAGCUUUUGAGGCAGUUGAAGUUUGAUAAGGCGGCGUUUUUAGGGCACUCGAUGGGGGGCCGCGCUGUGAUGUAUUUCGCCUUGAAAUAUCCUGAACUUGUAGAUAAAUUGAUUGUAGCUGAUAUUUCUCCCGUGACGACUAGUCCGAAUUUGAAGACAAUGCCGAGUCUUUUUAACGUUAUGCAAAAUUUGAACAUGCCCAAAAAUGUGUCAAUGUCAGUGGCGAGGUCUCAGACUGACUUGCAAUUGGCCAGGUUUGUUAGUGAUAAAGGCCUAAGGAAUUUUUUGUUGACGAAUUUGGUGCAAAAACUGGACGGGAGUUACAUUUGGAGAAUUAAUAUUCCUACUUUAAUGGCCAGUUUUGAAGAAAUUGCAACUUUUCCCCCUAUUAAUAAAUACAAAUUUGAGGGGCCUGUGUUAUUUAUAGGGGGUGGAGCCUCGGACUAUAUACAGAAAAGUGACCACGACCAAAUACUGAAAUUAUUUCCAAAGGCCCAAUUUCAGUAUAUUGAAGGAGCAGGUCAUUGGUUACACAGUGAAAAGCCCUCGGAAUUCCUACAACACACUAUAGAGUUUUUAAAUAAAUAAACAAAAAAUCAGUCAAUGGUAUAUUUUAUAAAUAAAUGCACAAUUUAGAACACA